Messenger RNA from Rubroshorea leprosula, 260 nucleotides. The record is from the annotation of a GenBank genome assembly. Lineage: Eukaryota; Viridiplantae; Streptophyta; Magnoliopsida; Malvales; Dipterocarpaceae.
ACAGCUUCACUUCUUUUCUUCCACUUAGAAGAUCUAGCCAAAAAAAUUGCUAGCAUGAGCAAACAGAGCAUUGCUUGUUCGUGAGUUCGCUCUGCAUUGUUUCGUGAGGUUCUUUUCCUGAAAUACUAUGGUUGUUCUUUCUUUUCCCCACUUUUUCUUGCUCAAUGUUGAAAGAGCAGCAUGCUGAAUGGGGAUCAUUGUAUUAUAUUAAUAUGAAUUCAAAAUUGUUGGUUUCUUUUAAAUGAAAUCUAUGUUGAAAA